Messenger RNA from Anguilla anguilla (European eel), 2321 nucleotides. It is a transcript of the gene tinf2, whose product is annotated as TERF1 (TRF1)-interacting nuclear factor 2. The coding region runs from base 330 to 2051 and encodes 573 amino acids. Gene Ontology annotation, biological process: telomere capping; regulation of telomere maintenance via telomere lengthening. The transcript has 10 exons. Lineage: Eukaryota; Metazoa; Chordata; Actinopteri; Anguilliformes; Anguillidae. Gene Ontology annotation, molecular function: telomeric repeat DNA binding. The record is from RefSeq and is a predicted model, not a curated record. Gene Ontology annotation, cellular component: shelterin complex.
GACGUCACAUCCUGGUACCGGAGCUAACGUGUUUUUCCGGUCGCGGGUACGGCGGGAGACACUCGAUUUCCUGUGUUUUAGCUACUUUUUUUCGCUACGGGCUGUGGAGAGUUCUCAAGAAAACGUUUUAUACUACUUUUGCCAAGACGUGUCAGUAUUUACUUUUUUCCGCAGUUGUUCUUUGGAAUCGUUGAUAAUGAACUUUCUCGCUUAGCUGGUUAUUAGCUUAUUAACUUUAACUUAAAGUUGACAAGAUUGGAAGACAGCUAUUGUCUUUCCAUACCUGGCUUAAUAGAGAAGUUUUAACACUACCUGCACUUGUUUCUGAAAUGGAAUCGAGGAGUUCUACGGAGGAAGAACACACCCUCGCCCUCUCUUCCCUGCGUAUCAUGGCUCCGCCCCUGCGGUUGGUCUCCGCAGCCAUGUGGCACGUGAUGCAGCGGAAGGAUGUGCUGCAUUAUGGGAAGCUGGAGGAGUUUGUCACGUCGGUCUCAGAGGCGGUCCCUGGGUUGCUUAGUUACAGGCACAGGGCCAAGCUAACACUGGGGCUACGAGCAAGGCUCAUCCUGGAGUUGUUUCGGACACAGGACCCCCCAGACCCCACCGUUAUCCUGCCCCACCUAGACAGGAUCGAACCACCCCUGUGUAAUAGGAGGGAUAAAAAGGUGGAGUUUUCGGCCUCUACCUUUCGACAGUUAGUGAGAGCUCUUCUGGUCAGGCCUGCUGAAAGAGAGCAAUUCUUCCAGGAGGUGUUUGUGGUUCAGUAUGGCCCCCAGUUUGAUUCUGCAUUAGAGAAGCUGCUUUGGGAAUUCCUGUCCCGUUUGGACCAGCUGCUGCCUGUGCCAGACCUGGCUCAGACGGUGUCUUGGCUCAGCACUGCCCCCUGUGUGCUGGAGGACUGUGAGCAGCCAGUCUCUCAGCCUGUGCUCCUGAACACUCUGUUACAGCACCACAAACGCCUGGGACAUCUGAGCACUGCCGCAUCUCUCCCGUCCUCCAUGGGGGACUCCAUCCUCUCCUCUCUGUCCCUCCCUCCCUCUGGUCGAGUGCGGAGCACCAGUCAGGAAAUGAACUCCCUUAGCCAAUCAGGCGUUGGGCCUGACUCUCUGAGCCCCGCCGCUCUGAGACAUCCUGCCAAUCGCAGGCAAGGAAGUGGUUCCCCCAUCCAGCCCAUGAAUAGUCAGGACCUUCCUUUCACGCCCUCCAAGGGUAGGAGGGUGGAGACUGCACAGGCCACGCCCAUUAUCAGCAAGGAGGUGGAGUCUGGAGUGGGGAGUCCCCACUCCCUUUACACGGGAGUGAAGUUACGAUCACAGGCAAGUUUGGACAGGGGCGGGGAGAGGCAGGAGGGGGCGGAGAGGAAAGAAGGGAGGGGCGGAGCCUGUAAUGAACAGGAAGCCUGUUUCAAACAAAGGAGACUGGAGGAAGAGCAAAGGACAGGUGGAGGUGGAGAGAACAGGGCGGAGCUGAGAAAGAGUGAGCAUCUAAGGCAGGAGAGGAGGAGCCAGAGGGAGGACAGGAGUGGUGCCCCCCCAUCCCCCCCACAGGAAGAGGCGGAGCUUUCUCCUCUGGUCAUAUCCUGUCUGCAGAGACAACCCCGAGUCCGGCUGGAACGACUGCGCCUUGCGGACAUCGCUCCGCCUGCUCUGUCGUCCCCUCGUCUCCCUGGCAGCGGAGUGCGGUCGCCACGGAGACCGGCGCCAGGGGCAGCGGUGGCUGCGUCGCCCAGGAGGGGAUGGUGUCCGGGGACCCGGAAGAGGAAGUUGAGCAGCACUGUGACCCCUGAGAAAUGCCUGCCGAACUCAUCAGAGAAAGAAAACUCCGCUGACUCUUCAUUAAUGUGGGGGACGUCCCCUGUCCUCUCCCUCAGGACCAAGAGUGGAGGCAGGGACUCCCUCCGUCCUGAUUGUGAUGAUGACAUCAUCAUAGAUUCCGAAGAUGAUGAAAUAAAUAAUGUUAAAGGGAGGCUGUUUGUGAAGCAGUACUACAGGACCAAGAACAACACCUUUGUUCCCACACUUCGAGAGUUCUGGGGCCACAGUUUGGCCUGACCGGCUGUGUGUGUGUGUGCGUGCAUGCACAUGUGCAGGUUUCUCUGUGAAUAUCAGUGUUUCUUUUAAGACUAAUCUAGGUAAUGUUUUUAUAAUGUAUUUAUAUGUUGUAUAUUUUGACCAUGUGGGACAGAUUGCAAGUUAAUGGAUGACUUACAGGGUACAAUAUAUUAUACCUGUUAACUCAUUAUGUAAAUGGAACAUGACUAAAACUACCUGAACUAUUAGCUCUUCACCAGUUCGUUAUAAUAAAUAUUUUUGAAGAACAGA